UUCCGUCGAGUCGUCAUGUUAAUAAACUAUCCAAUGAAAAUACUAAAUCUGAAGCAGAGCCAAAUAUCCAAAGAAGAACUUCGCCAAGAUUAGCACAAAAGAAAAAUACUCAAAUUAUAGUGGAAGUAACAAGAGACAUAUGGUUUGGGCAGGCAUCGGUGCAGGCAUUGCAGCGAUUAAACAGUACGGGUAUUG
Messenger RNA from Acaulospora morrowiae, 195 nucleotides. The record is from the annotation of a GenBank genome assembly. Lineage: Eukaryota; Fungi; Glomeromycota; Glomeromycetes; Diversisporales; Acaulosporaceae.